UGUGCCCGUGUGUGUUAGGUUCCGUCUCCAGCCAUGCUGUGUGUGUGAGGGUGUCCCAGGGUGUCUGGGUGUGGCUAAGUGUAGUGUGUAUUACACAGUACAGACCGUUGUGUGUGACCAUUGUGUGUCAGUGUGUCUCUUCCUUACUCUGCCUCAAGACACACCCCAGCCCCUCCUUAGUCUGAGAAGGGGGGCUAGGGAGCCUCCCCUCUGCCCAGGGGCCUCCCCAGCCCCUCCCUGCCCUGCCCAGCCGUCACCACCCCCCAGAGGGCACAGACUUUACUGUGCCUCAAAGCAAGAGCCCCAGAGCAACCGAGUGGAGCAGGCCGACGACCUGCAAGCCACAGUGGCUGCCCUUUGCAUACUGCGAGGUGGGGGACCCUGGGCAGGAAACUGGCUGAGCCCCAAGACCCCGGGGGCCAUGGGUGGGGAGCUGGUGCCUGGCCUGGGGGCCCUGCGGCGGCGAAAGCGCCUGCUGGAGCAGGAGACGUGGCUGGCCGGCUGGUCACUGACGCUGGCAGGAAUUGGCAUCGGGUUGAUGGUGCUACAUGCGGAGAUGCUGUGGUUCGGGGGGUGCCCGUGGGCGCUCUAUCUGUUCCUGGUUAAAUGUUUCAUCAGCAUUUCCACCUUCCUCCUCCUUUGCCUCAUCGUGGCGUUUCACGCCAAAGAGAUCCAGCUGUUCAUGACGGACAACGGGCUCCGGGACUGGCGCGUGGCGCUGACCCGGCGGCAGGCGGCGCAGAUCUUGCUGGAGCUGGCAGUGUGCGGGGUGCACCCCGCGCCAGUGCCGAGCCCGCCGUGUGCUCAGGAUUCCCGGUCCCCGCCGAUCGUGACGCAGUCCUGGUCGGGCUUCCUGAGCCAGGGGGAGGCGCUGCUGUCGCUGGCCAUGCUGCUGCGCCUCUAUCUGGUGCCCCGCGCCGUUCUCCUGCACAGCGGCGUUCUGCUCAACGCGUCCUACCGCAGCAUCGGCGCCCUCAACCAGGUCCGCUUCCGCCAUUGGUUCGUGGCCAAGCUGUACAUGAACACGCACCCAGGCCGCCUGCUGCUCUGCCUCACACUUGGCCUCUGGCUCACCACAGCCUGGGUGCUCUCGGUGGCCGAGAGGCAGACCGUUAAUGCCACUGGACAGCUUUCAGACACACUGUGGCUGAUCCCCAUCACAUUCCUGACCAUCGGCUACGGGGAUGUGGUGCCGGGUACCAUGUGGGGCAAGAUUGUCUGCCUCUGCACUGGGAUCAUGGGGGUCUGCUGCACAGCCCUGCUGGUAGCCGUGGUGGCCCGGAAGCUGGAGUUUAAUAAGGCAGAGAAGCACGUGCACAACUUCAUGAUGGACAUCCAGUAUGCCAAAGAGAUGAAGGAGUCAGCUGCCAAAGUGCUGCAAGAGGCCUGGAUGUUCUACAAACAUACCCGUAGGAAGGACUCUAGAGCUGCCCGCAGGCACCAGCGCAAGCUGCUGGCCGCUAUCAACACGUUUCGCCAGGUGCGGCUGAAGCACCGAAAGCUCCGGGAACAAGUGAACUCCAUGGUGGACAUCUCCAAGAUGCACAUGAUCCUGUGUGACUUACAACUGGGUUUGAGCAGCUCACAACAGGCCCUGGAGAAGCGGAUUGAUGCACUGGCAGGGAAGCUGGACACCUUGACUGAGCUGCUUAGCACUACCCUGGGGCCACGGAAGCUUCCAGAACCCAGCCAGGAGGCCACGUAGCUGGAUCCAUGGAGGAAGAACCAGGCGACUUUCCCCAGGAUUGAGGUCAAGGACAUUCUCCCUGCUAUUCCUGACCCAGCCCCAUGAAUAAAGCACCUCAAGUGCAAGGACCCAAGGGGGCCCCACCUUGGGGUGGGUUGACUUGCUGAGGCUGCUGGAAGGAACACUAGCUGAAGAGGGGAGGCCGUGGCCCACCCCUGAGGCCCCAAAUAAGAAAAUGAUCACCACUACCCCACAAACCCUCAACAAAGACAUCCUCAUUGUGCUGCUAUAGACCUCCACCUUUCAGUUAGAAGUGGAGGUUCCUGGGGGAUGGGACAGCUGGGGCCCAGAGGAGGAGGGGAAUGGGAGCCCAGAGUCCCAGAUCCCGGGUGCCUCAGUUACCGCUGGACGGUAGAGCUGAAGGAACCAGGCUUGAGGCUGGGACAAGGCAGAAGGCGGCGCCCCCUGGUGGGAGAGCAAGAGAACAGCAUUUUUCCAGAGUUGCAGAGAGCAUCCUGGGGAGCAGGUGGGAGGCAGGGAGGAGAUGGAGGGGGUGGCGCCGCUCACCA
Hipposideros armiger (great roundleaf bat) is the source of this 2256-nucleotide messenger RNA. RefSeq names its product potassium calcium-activated channel subfamily N member 4 (gene KCNN4). NCBI's taxonomy places the organism in Eukaryota, Metazoa, Chordata, Mammalia, Chiroptera, Hipposideridae. The record is from RefSeq and is a predicted model, not a curated record. The transcript has 9 exons. Gene Ontology annotation, molecular function: calmodulin binding; small conductance calcium-activated potassium channel activity. Gene Ontology annotation, biological process: potassium ion transport. Bases 422 to 1705 code for a protein of 427 amino acids. Gene Ontology annotation, cellular component: membrane.